Messenger RNA from Mercenaria mercenaria, 857 nucleotides. RefSeq names its product NADH dehydrogenase [ubiquinone] 1 beta subcomplex subunit 7-like. Lineage: Eukaryota; Metazoa; Mollusca; Bivalvia; Venerida; Veneridae. The transcript is spliced from 3 exons. Bases 46 to 504 code for a protein of 152 amino acids. Gene Ontology annotation, cellular component: mitochondrion. The record is from RefSeq and is a predicted model, not a curated record.
UGUGCAUCACGUGACACUUUGCCAAGGACGAAAAUUUUGUCAAACAUGGAAUGGAUUUCCAAAAAGUGGCAUGAUUUUUGGCCUGACACGAGUAAAGCAAUACCGGUAAAAGGAUACUGGUAUGGUGCACCAUGUGUUGAUCCUGAUUCUAAACCAACAUUUGAUCCAAUGCUUGGAUUUCCCAAUGGAAGAAAAGAAAGGAAGAUGCAUGUCACAUUUGAGGAGAUGAUUGAUGCUAGAGUACCCCCAGAACACAGAAAUUACUGUGCUCAUAAAUACAUAGAUUUUAUGAAAUGUUACCAGGACACCCCUGCUCUUUCUAGAGUAUUUAGAAAAGCUUGUGAACCAUAUUGGCAUCAUUAUUCAGAUUGUAGAUACGAACUGGCAGUCAUGCAGUACAAAGAAUAUGAAAGAGAACGGCGGCUACGUGCUAGACAGAAGAGAAGAAUUGCCAUGGGUCUUGAACCAGAUCCAAAUGCAGAUGCUAUUGCAGAGUCUAUGUAGUUACAUAAUGUUUAUAUGACAUUAGACUUCAAAGGAUAAUGUAAUGUUACAAGAGUGAAAUCAGAUUCUUUAAACUACCAAGGGGGACAACAUGGUUCUUUUGAAAUAAUCUGGAUAGAUAUAUUGUGUGUGCAGUCUAAAAGCAUUCUGGUAAUGGUUAUGAGAAAAAGUUAAAACUUCUGAUCUGUUUAAUUCUAUAAAUGAAAACAAAUGUGUAUUAACAUUAUAUUUAGUAAAUAUCCCAUGUAAUUUGUUACAUGGCACAUAUACAUACAUAGAAAAUAACAUUUUUGGUAUGUUGAUGUUUCUAGAAUUGAUGCUGUUUUUUAUGAAUAUAAUUUUGAAAAGAUGAA